GACCCAGGGACCGAUGAAUAGUGAGGCAUACAAGACUGCAAUAGCAAAUGGAUUUCUGGCUGGACUGAAUAAUUCAGUAUACGGAUUUGCUGCUGUGGGAGUUGUUGCCCUCAUAAUUAUUAUAAUUGGAGGAUGGGCGCUUAGGAAGAGAAUCCGAAAAUCCAAACUUCCUGAUGAGGAGCAACCAAACAUCAGCCCCGUCAUCAGGAAAGCUUCUCUGAAAAAGGAGAAGAGGUUAAAAAAGAAAACAAAGAAGGAGAAAAGGGAGGUGGAACAGAAGGAGGAAGACGACGAGGAAAUGAAGGGAGAGAAGGAGGGGAAGGUGCAGAAGAAGAAGGAUGAAAGAUCAGGGGAAGUUCUGAUUGAAACCAAAGAGAAAGCAGUACAGACAGAGAGCACACAAGAAGUAAAAUGGAAACUUUUAGAGUUUUGGAUAAAUAAAGACCUAGAAGUACAGAGACGGCGAGAGGAAGAACUAAAGGAGGAGGAGGAGUUCUUUAGCUGAAAGAACAACUGAAGCUACCAGAGCUACGUGUACCAGCCAGGGCUCUGCCUCUUCUGCCACUCCUGUGUGCCAAUAAGUCCCGCCCCUGAGAAACCAUCUUGUAUUGUCAUCCUUCUUAUCUCUACCUCUUAUUAAGAAUUCUCCAUGGUUACUAAUUAAUAAAAUUAGACCAAGUAAAUGUAA
This is a messenger RNA of Bombina bombina (fire-bellied toad), 688 nucleotides long. RefSeq lists its product as uncharacterized. The transcript is spliced from 6 exons. The coding region runs from base 14 to 505 and encodes 163 amino acids. The record is from RefSeq and is a predicted model, not a curated record. Lineage: Eukaryota; Metazoa; Chordata; Amphibia; Anura; Bombinatoridae.